UUUAUCAACAUUUUCGUUUUCUUAUCUAAUUUAUCUAUUCAUUCAACUUGUUUGUCUCAAUGUUAAUAGAUUACAAUAUUUAAAAUAUUUUAAUUUUGUCUAAAAAAUGUUUUCAAGUGAUCAAGAUAUAGCUAAACAGCAUUGCAGUUCUGUACUGAAGCGAAAAUAUCGAAAUCAGUUAUUAGCUGCUAUAUCAGUUCAAAUUUUAACAUUUUCUCAUGGCAUCACAAUUGGCUGGACCUCACCGACACUGCUUAAGUUGCAGUCGGACGAUUCACCCACUGAUUUCGUAGUAUCAGUAGAGCAGGCUUCCUGGAUUGGUUCACUAUUCGGUUUGGGCGCAUUAGUAGGCAAUUUAUUUGGUUUCAUUUUAAAUCGCAUAGGACGAAAAUGGUGUUUGUAUUUAAUGGCGUUGCCCUAUAUAAUGGCCUGGAUUUUAAUAUUUUUCUCGAAAACUUAUAUAUAUCUCUAUGUGGCUAGAUUUCUUUUGGGCAUAAUUGAUGGUGGACUCUUUCUGGUGAUACCCAUUUUCAUUAGUGAAAUUGCUGAUACAAGUUUGCGUGGUACUCUAUCAUCAUUGUUAAUGUUAUUCUUUAGUUUUGGCAUUAUGACGGGCUAUGUGCUUUCAUCGCAUCUGGAUUAUUAUCUAAAUUCUUGCAUCAUAAUUACCUUUCCCAUUUUGUAUUUAGUGGCCUUAACAAAAUUUCCCGAAACCCCACAAUUUCUAUUAAGAAAACAACAAGAAGAUAAAGCUCUUGAAGCUUUUAAAUUUUAUAAAAAUACAAAAAUGCCCAAGAAUAUUAAGGCGAACGAGAGCGAGCAAAAAGUACUCAAUACAGAUGGCGAAUUUCAGGAACUCAAGCUAAAUAUGUUAUCAAGUAAUAUCCAAGAAAAAUUAUCAUUUAAGGAUUUUUUCAAUUGUACUGCCUUAAAAUCAUUUUUUACCGCUUUUAUGUUGCUGGCCCUAAGUCAAUUUUCUGGCAGUUUGGCUUUUCUCUUCUAUAUGUCGGAUAUAUUUGCUCAUGCUGGUACCGAUAUUCAUCCCAAUACCUGCACCAUACUUGUUGGUAUAGCACAAAUUUUGGGAGCUUCUUUCACCGUUAUAUUAGUAGAUCGUUUUGGUCGUAAACCCUUAAUGUUGGUAUCAUCGAACGGUAUGGCUUUGGGCCUGUUUUGUUUCGGUUUCUAUAUACAAUUUACCUCUGCUGAAUUGAAGCUACAUUAUAAUUGGUUUCCUAUUGUUAUCAUGACGUUUAUAAUUUUAAUAGUCAAUGUUGCGGUAACUGGUCUAUUAUUGGUGGAAAUUUUCCCCGCUAAGAUACGUGCCCCUGCCGCCACUGUGUGUUCGUUUAUAUCUAGCUUAUUGAUUUUUACAGUCUUGAAAAUAUUUCCUCUUAUCCUGCAAAAUUAUGGUCUUGCCACCCUGUUAUACUGCUGUGGCAGUGUUUCGGUUAUUGGUGGAUUGUAUGUCUUAUUGUUUUUAAAAGAAACUAAAGGAAAAUCCAUGGAUAAGUGAAAAAAGCUGAAGAUUUUGUAAACAAAUUUCUUUGAAAAAUAAAAAAUAGAUCCACACUUU
Molecule: messenger RNA, 1576 nt
Organism: Lucilia sericata (common green bottle fly)
Lineage: Eukaryota; Metazoa; Arthropoda; Insecta; Diptera; Calliphoridae
Product: facilitated trehalose transporter Tret1-like
Exons: 6
Coding region: 107-1516 (469 amino acids)
Biological process (GO): transmembrane transport; carbohydrate transport
Cellular component (GO): membrane
Molecular function (GO): sugar transmembrane transporter activity
Source: RefSeq, a predicted model, not a curated record